Molecule: messenger RNA, 3675 nt
Organism: Columba livia (rock pigeon)
Lineage: Eukaryota; Metazoa; Chordata; Aves; Columbiformes; Columbidae
Gene: SHCBP1
Product: SHC binding and spindle associated 1
Exons: 13
Coding region: 53-2041 (662 amino acids)
Biological process (GO): fibroblast growth factor receptor signaling pathway
Source: RefSeq, a predicted model, not a curated record
AGUGUUCGGUGCGGGAAGUUUGAAAUCGCAGCGGGCGCAGCCGCGCGGGGCUAUGGCCGAGCUGGGCAGCGCGGGGGCCGCGGCGCCGCGGGGGGACGGGCGGCUCGGGCUGCCGGUCCUCAGCAGCGCCGGCCCGCGGGACCGCGCCGAGGAGGCGAACCCAGGGCUGCUGCAGGAAGAUGAUGAUUCCCAUAGCGAUUAUGGCAGUCGGGACAAACCAGGGACUGCUUUGGGACGGGCUGUGCCGGAUGGAAAUGUGCUUUUCCCAGAUAUUUUUCACACUGAUCACCUGUUGUUCUACGAGCGAUUUAAAGCUUACCAGGAUUACAUCUUGGCUGACUGCAAAGCUUCUGAGGUGAAAGAAUUCACAACUGAAUACCUGGAGAAGGCCCUUGAACCAUCGGGAUGGCAGGCGGUCUGGCGCACUAAUGUGUUUGAGGUCCUUGUUGAGGUUGUGGAUGUGGAGUACUCAGCUCUGAAAGCCAUUGUGCAGCUCAGUGAGCCUUUCCUGUGCGAGUCCCGGGUCAGCACUUUCACCUUGGAGUGUGUGCAGGAGCUCUUGGAGCUGAAGGAGCGUCAGGUGCCGCUGCAGGAGCUGUGGGUUGUGUAUGACGACUCGGGAGAGUUUGAUCAGACAGCACUCGCUGUAGAGCACGUCAGGUUCUUCUACCAGUGCAUCUGGAGGACCUGGGAUGAGGAGGAGGAGGAUGAUUUUGAUUACUUUGUGCGAUGCGUUGAGCCUCGACUAAGACUGCACUACGACAUCCUUGAACGCCGGGUGCCUUCUGGGCUUGUAGCCGAUUACCAGAACUUGUUGUCUAAGUGUGAACAGGUUUACAGGAAGUUUUUGAAUGUGAGGAACAGCAUCCCCAGCAGUGAUGUGGACUCGGAAGCAGAAAAUGUCUCCAUGGUGGAAGGACUAAAAUUGUAUGAUGAAAUAGAGCACUUAAAGCAGAAGCUAAAAAUAAUUGAGAAUCCUCUGCUGAGGUAUGUGUUUGGUUACCAAAAAUACAGUGGUCUCCAAGCUAAAGGACUGAGACCCACAGGUACCAAGAUCAUUCAUAUUGUAUCCUCAACUAUGACGGCGAGUCUGCUGCAGUCAUUGAUGAGGGACAAACUUUGCCCUGAAUCUUGUGGUGAAGAACUAGAAAUACAGUUCCACAAUGAUCCGCUGGCAGCUGUAAAUGCCUGUUAUGAAGGAGACACGGUCAUCAUCUGUCCUGGGCAUUAUGUUGUGGAUGGCGUAUUCUACAUUGCUGACUCAGUUGAACUAGAAGGCUACGGCCUGCUGGACGAUAUUGUGAUAGAAAAACAAGGGAAAGGAGACAACUUUGUUGACUGUACAGGAGCCAAUAUAAGGAUCUCCGGGUUAAAGUUAGUGCAACAUGAUGCUGUGGAGGGGAUUUUAAAUGUUCAUCAUGGGAAAACUACCCUGGAGAAUUGUGUGUUACAGUGUGAAACUACAGGUGUAACAGUACGAACAUCAGCUGAGCUAUUAAUGAAAAACUCAGAUCUGUAUGGUGCCAAGGGUGCUGGUGUGGAAAUAUAUCCAGGUAGUACGUGCACCCUGUUAGACAACGACAUACACCACUGCAAGGAGGGAAUACUUAUAAAGAACUUUUUAGAUGAACAUUAUGACGUCCCCAAGAUAACCAUGGUCAAUAAUGUGAUCCAUAAUAAUGAAGGAUACGGUGUGGUGCUGGUUAGAUCAACAGUACCCUCUGAUGUAAAGGAUGCUCCAGCAGAGACAACAAAAGGGAGUUCGCAGCCACGUGAUGGGACAGCCCAGCAUUCUGGGACUGAGGGGCUGGACCUUUGGGAGCAAGCUGAGGUUUCUAAACAAACUGAAGGCAAUUAUGAGAUUGCAAGUGAAAUUGGGGCAACUUCUGCAAAGAAGAGCCAGAUGCACAAGAAAAGACUGAGUGAACUGGGAAUCACAGAAGCUGGUGACGACUUAAUGUCGCAGGAAGUGUUUGUUUCUAUUGUGGGCAAUCAGUUCAAACGGAAUGGGAAAGGAAGUUUUGGUACCUUUCUUUUCUGACCAUUCUAACUCCCGGUGGCAUCACAAAAAGAGAUUUGCACAAGCUAUUAUUAUCAUUGCAAGGAGUUGUCCUGUUCAAUUAGCCUUCCAUAAUGUUACUAAAAUGUGACAAAUAUUUAUUAAUAGUAUAUUUACAUAUUGCAUGUGGAAACUUAGCUUCCUUGCUGCAAGUAUGGGUAACAUGGUAGAAAACAGAACUCUGGUGUGGAGACUGCGCAUGUGUUCAGAUAAUUUGUGUGCUGCUGCUUUGCUAGCUGUGUUUUGUUUUGUUUUUUAGAGUAUUUAACUUAUUGGAAAAAAAAGUCUUCAGAGGAAGAAAAUAUAGAUAGGGUUCAUCAUAAAAGAGUGAACAACAAACGUGCAGCAAUUAGUGGUACCUCUUCCUUCAUAUAUUUUAAAGUGUCAUUAGUCUGCAGAUGACCCCUGUAAGAGUUUGACAUACUUUUUAAUUUUUUGCAUUGAACUGAAGCGAGUGAAAUGCUGUUCCUUAGGAAUGCAGUGAUUCGCUGCCAUGGUUUGUACUUGGAAGUUUUCUUGGUGUUUGGAAGGGUUGCACCGUGUAGUGUUCUGUGUUGGUCUGUGCCGAGCUGUUCGCUUCCCGCAGGUGCCUGUGCACCUUUCCCUUCGGCAGGACGGCAUCCGACUAAGCUCCUUUAAUAUGAAUAAAGAGAAAUUAAAAUAGAUGUCUGUCAAUUAGUGGUAUUCAUACUAUACUUCCCAGUGCGUUAUUCUAACUUUUUAAAAACUGUGUGCGACUCGUAGUGGCUGAGGUUUUGGAAAUGAAGGGAAAAAUCUGAAAAAUUACUUUCUACUGCAAUCUUAGCAGCCCACAGCUGUGGAAUGUUCAGUAAAUCAAAGGCACCUGAGUGGUCACUGCACACUGUUGGUUUUUACUUGAGGGAGAAACGGGAAGGACUCUUCAUUCUCAGUGCCUGGUUUUUAAUUACAAAUCUAGAUGCCUUCUUCAAACUUUUGUCCUGUCUUCGAGAGCUGUAGGUCAGUUUUUGAACUCAUGUGUGAAAUGUACGUAAGGAAAAUACUAAUUCUGAAGUGAUUCAGGAUGUCCUAUGAAACUGAAUCAAGGAUAUUGUUAAGAAGGGAGAAGGAUGGUGCCAGCAAAUGGAUGCUCAAAUAGUUUCUAAAAGCAGCGUAGCAGGUGGAUGCCUUCACUAGAAAUGAAUAUGUUACCAGGGAGUGGAUGUGGAUAGUCUGAUCCAGAUUUUUCACUCUAGCUGUUCUUAAAUUGACAAUCAAAAUUCACUUCAGCACAUGAUUUGUUUUAGUGUGAGCAGCUGAUAGAAAGGAAAGGAGAAAGGUGUCAUUUACCAGCACUUGUUUUCCUCGCCCACAGCCGCUGGGUUUGUUCUGCUCUGGACACCUCACGUCAGGACUAAACUCUGCGUGUGGAUUCACAUCGAUGUCACUGCAACAGCUCAAUGUGCACAAAACCAGAGACGUUUUCCACACAGUGACUUUAAAGAACUGCUGAAGUCACAGGAGAGCCUAAUGCUCAGACUGGAAUUAGUUUAGUAUCUGAAGCUGCUCAGCGAUCACACGCUGCCUUUCGUGCGUUGACGUUACACCUUUAUUUCCCCAAGUGUAAUCCUUAUUAAAGGACUGGGGCUAAAACCGAA